Molecule: messenger RNA, 2951 nt
Organism: Protopterus annectens (West African lungfish)
Lineage: Eukaryota; Metazoa; Chordata; Ceratodontiformes; Protopteridae
Product: forkhead box protein J1-B-like
Exons: 3
Coding region: 281-1603 (440 amino acids)
Biological process (GO): regulation of DNA-templated transcription
Molecular function (GO): sequence-specific DNA binding; DNA-binding transcription factor activity
Source: RefSeq, a predicted model, not a curated record
UGAGCUGCAUAGUGAAGGAAACCCGUACCUUUUUGGCACAUGCAUAUUUGGAAGAGGAACCCUUGCAGCAUCCAAAUAAGAGUGUACAAUGGGAAAGUGAAGAAACUGAAAAAGGACCUUAUUUUCUAUCCUUCUAAUUGUGAGGAGUGUGUAAUUCCAGCUAUAUUUUUUUUCAGGAGCAUUUCCCCUUGGGAUACUUCAGCAAGCCACCUUACAACAUCAGGCAACAGUGGUAGACAAAGGGUGUCCCAUUCUUACAGCUGGACUCACUUUGUCAAGAAUGCCAGUUUUGACAUCACCCGAUAUAGCAACAAUGUUCAAGGAGAAGUGGAUGCUGUUACACCCAGAAGACAAGGACAAUGUUAAUGGAGCUGUGAACUUGGACGAUAGUCUGACAAGCUUACAGUGGCUACAGGACUUCUCAAUCCUUAGUGCAAACUUAGAAAAACCUGUAACAUUUGGCCAACUCCAUCAUUUCCACCAGACUCACCCAAAACACCUGCAAGGAUCAGAUGCCCCUGCUAGUCCCCCAGCAGGGGAUACAGCAGCUAUGGGGAUGCCAACAAGUUUGGGAAAGCCAACUUCUGCGGCUACAGCAAGUCCAUUUCAGCCUCCAAACAGCCCUCCUGCUAGCCCAGCAGAAGAAAUUGACUACAAAACUAAUCCUCAUGUGAAGCCUCCCUACUCGUAUGCAACACUCAUAUGCAUGGCUAUGCAAGCAAGUAAAAAGACAAAAAUAACACUGUCAGCCAUUUACAACUGGAUCACUGAAAACUUCUGUUAUUACAGACAUGCUGAUCCCAGCUGGCAGAACUCCAUCAGACACAACUUGUCACUGAAUAAAUGUUUCAUGAAGGUUCCAAGGCAGAAGGAUGAGCCAGGUAAAGGUGGUUUCUGGCAAAUUGAUCCACAGUAUGCUGAUAUGUUCGUUGAUGGUGUGUUCAAACGGCGAAGAAUGCCUACUACUCAUUUUACCACUGUUCGACAGCAUAAGGUGUCAUCUGUUCCAGAGCCCUCCUAUGGGCCAUCUACCCAUGCAUAUCAUAUUUCACAUGGAGAUGCAACCAUUGGCCAUGCAGGAAACAGAUCACACAGCCAAAGUUUUGUUACAUCAGACACUCACCGAACAGCAAACAAGCGUAAACAACCUUUGCCAAAAAGGAAUUCAAAGGUUGCCCGUUAUUCCAAGUCUCCAUUACUAGCAUCAGAUGACAGGGAGACCGAAUCUUUGAAGGGAGAUUUUGACUGGGCUUCUGUCUUUGAUGAUGUCUUUAGUGGAAGCAGUAGCAGCUUUGAAGACCUGGACAUCAAUGCAGCUCUUGUAACUCUGGGCACAGAGUCUGACGUCGUAACACAAGGGCGGCACAACAGCACCUCUGGAAAGUGGAAUCUUACAGUGAUGGAGCCUGGUUUCACAGAUGUCAACAACCAGGCUCCUUCAUUUGAAGACUUCUCUUUCUUUUCUGAUGCUCAGCGUCACCCUUGGGAAGACAUGAAGGAAGAACUACAAGUGAAUCAAGCCCAUUUUGAGCAAAGUUUUAAUUUUUGUGAAGGAUUUUUAAAUGAAGUACAGUACUGGGAAAGAGUAGAAGCAUUUAUGUGACAACAUACUUGACUACUUAUUCCAGACGGUGUCUUUGGCAUUUUGUGACAUGCAGUCAGAGGUGAAACUGUUUUGAGGGGUGAUUUAUGCACUGAAAAUCCUGAAAAGGAUACUGAAACCCUCCUCACUCUAUCUCAAUUCAUUGAAGUCUCUUAUGCAACAGAUAUUUGGGGAAAUUUACAUUUACCAAAUACUGAAAGAUCUUCGGCUCCUCAGGAACAUGACAGAUAAGCAGACUCUGGCUUCCUGUGGUGGAUAUAAUGAUCUCAAGUACAUAACUGAACUGUGAAGACUAUGGACUCAUAAGGCAUGAUGCUAGGUAUCACCUAUUUAGGGGAAGAAGGAUGCUUUUUGUUCUUUUUCCAUUUCAGCACAGAGUGCAGCAGGCAAGGUGUUUGUUGCAUUUAUAUUCAGGGGUUUACAGAGAUACAGCUCACUUGGCUUUGCCACAUAUAAAUCAUUUUCAUAAUGCUUAGGUGAUUAUUAUAACUUCAAAAAAGGUGAUACCAUGUUUGAACUGUUUUUAAAAUUGAUAAUUUUAUGUUGGUUUUUAAUAAAUAAAAUGGCCCAAAGCCUCUCAAAGAAGGCUGCACCCAUGUUUUAUACAAAUGUGCAUCACAUUAGACAUUAUGUUGCUAAGUACUACCAGACUGAGAUUUGAUCAUUUUUUCCUGUUCAGUGCAGAAUAAAUGGCAGUGGCAUUGCUAUUUUGCAUAUUCCUCCAGAUCAUCAGAGAGGCAGUCCUUCAACCUUUCUCUUAUUUCUCAAAUCAGAGAUCAAAUUCAUAAAAGAGCUACUAUAGAGGUAACACUGUUGAGAUUUUUUUCAGUUUCUCUUCACUGUAAUCACUGCUGUCUGCACUGUACCCCACAGAGAGCAACUUGGGGAGUGCCACAAACUGAUCCAAGACAUUUGACAACACCCUAUUUUCUUAUGGAGCAGGUAUGCCCCAGCUGGGUAUAUUUUGUUACAAUGCUAAUAAUCACUAAUGUCAAAAAAAUGUUAGUUACUUUCUCUCACUGAAGAUGCCUACUCUUCAAGGGAUGUCUUAACAGAUAAAAAGGGUCCCUCCACUCCAUUUGUUGGCCAAUAAGGAUAGUGUUUUUUGAUGGACAGUCAUGAUGUAUAGACUCCAAGAGGUCACAAUCUGGUUGAUACUGUGGAGUCCUCAUUUUUCUUGAACAACAACAGCGAUGGGUAUUUUUUAAAUGUUUUCUUGUAAUAAUAUUCUAAUUUUGAACCAGGAGUUGAGAGCUCAUAAGACGCUGUCCGGUUCGAUUCUCAGCUAGAGCGUCUUCUGCGUGGUGGGCGUACUUUCGUUGAAGGUUGUACGUCAGGCCUGGCAAAC